Lizanozyma spartinae is the source of this 1410-nucleotide messenger RNA. It is a transcript of the gene GLK1, whose product is annotated as glucokinase. The transcript has a single exon. Gene Ontology annotation, molecular function: mannokinase activity; glucokinase activity; fructokinase activity. The record is from RefSeq and is a predicted model, not a curated record. Bases 1 to 1410 code for a protein of 469 amino acids. Gene Ontology annotation, cellular component: mitochondrion; cytosol. NCBI's taxonomy places the organism in Eukaryota, Fungi, Ascomycota, Pichiomycetes, Serinales, Debaryomycetaceae. Gene Ontology annotation, biological process: glucose 6-phosphate metabolic process; intracellular glucose homeostasis; glycolytic process.
AUGCCACUGUUAAUGGAAGCUGUCAAGGCAUUGGAAAAAGAGUUUCUUAUUGAUGAUGAGUUCCUUAGAAAAGGUACGGAUGCCUUCAACAAGUCUCUGGACAAUGGAUUGAAAGCUCCCAAAGUUGGAAGAGAGUUCAUGCCAAUGAUCCCUGCAUUUGUCACCAAAAUCCCUACUGGUAAGGAAAAGGGUGUAUAUUUGGCAGCUGAUUUGGGAGGAACCAAUUUUAGAGUUUGUUCUGUUGAUUUGCAUGGUGAUCAUACUUACAGUUUGAUCCAAUCCAAAAGUGCAGUCUCUGAAGACUUGCAAAGAGGAUCAGACGCCACUGGAGAACAGUUGUUUGCUUAUUUGGCCAAGAAGAUUGAUUUAUUUAUCCGUGAACAUCAUUGCACUAAUGAUGUAGUUGAUUCUUCCGACAAAUUCAAAAUGGGAUUCACCUUUUCAUUCCCCGUGGAGCAAACUUCUUUGGGAAGUGGUCUGUUGAUCAGAUGGACUAAAGGAUUCCAUUUAGAUGACGUGAUAGGGAAGGACGUAGUAGAGUUGUUGCAAGCUCAAUUGGAUAAAUUGGGUACCCCAGUCCAUGUUGUGGCUUUGGCAAAUGAUACAGUGGGUACUUUACUCUCUCGUGCUUAUUCCAAUAAAGACUCUGAACAUGUCAAGACCAUAGUUGGAUGUAUUUUCGGUACAGGAACCAAUGGUGCAUAUUUUGAAGCUUAUGAUAAAAUCCCAAAGUUGAAGGAAAACAUCGAUACCGGUUCAGGAAUGGUUAUUAAUACCGAAUGGGGCUCAUUCGAUAACCCAUUGACCUUUUUACCUAAAACAAAGUAUGAUGAUAUCGUUGAUAAUGAAACAUCAAAUAUUGGAUACCAUCUCUAUGAGAAAAGAAUUAGUGGUAUGUUUUUGGGUGAAUUGGUUAGAGUUAUUUUAAUUGACUUAUUUGAACAAGGAGUCUUGUUCAAGGAAUUGUAUGAAUCAAGAGGUGGCUCAUUACCUCAUCGAUUGACUGAACCAUGGGGACUUUCUUCAGAAAUCUUGUCUUAUAUUCACGUUGAUGAUUCCAAUGAUUUGAAGACUACUCAAGUUGCAUUAGACUUGAGCUUAAGAUUACCUACCACCUGUGCUGAAAGAGAAGCUAUUCAACAAGUAACUCGUAUUGUGGCUGACAGAGCAGCCAAGUUAUCUGCUAUCCCAAUUGCAGCUAUUGCCAAACGAGUUUCACCUCAAUAUCCAAAGAAUGUCGAAUUUGAAAUCGGAUGUGACGGUUCAGUAGUGGAAUUCUAUCCUGGUUUCAGAGAAAAGGUGACCCAAUAUGUUAACGAAUUGGACACUGAUGGUAGAACUGUCCGUUUGGUGAUUGCUAAAGAUGGUAGUGGUGUUGGAGCAGCAUUAUGCGCUUGUAUGGCUGAUUGA